UUUCAUAAUCUCUUUCUCUCUAUUAUAUGUUUGGUUGGGAAGAAAAUAAGAGGAAAAAGUUUUGAUACCAUUUGAAAAGGGUAAGAAAUCUCAAAAUACCAGAGAAAAAAAAAACCCAGAGAUCUCGUUGAAAUAGAAAGGAAAAUAAAAACCUAAGCGAUAAUUUUUUUGGUUUUACCUACUCUGACUCCGUCGUCCGAUCCGGAUUUCUCCUUUCUCGCUCAGAAAGAUAGGGUUUGCUGAAUUCUAGGGUUUCGCUUCUUUAUCCAGUUCGCGCUUUCUUCUCGGCUUCUCAUUCUCUCGAGGGUUUUGAUCUGCGAGUUUUGUAUAGUGCAAAGGCGUAAAGGGGAAUUUUUCAUUGAAGGUCCAAUUUUGCUUUUGUGUUUGUGGUGCAUUAGGAUUUUGGUUUCAAAAUUUUGCAAAGCAAUUGUUGGGAAAAGAAGGGUCAGAUUUUUGGAAUGAUGAGUACUUCAUGGGCAGAUUCUGUAGCCAAUUCUCAAUCUGAGAAUGUAGCUGCUGGUAACACUGCCGCAUCUCGCCCUGCAAGAUCGUCCUAUGUGCCGCCGCAUCUUCGUAACAGGCCGCCCUCGUCGGAUCCUCCUGCUCCAUCAAACUCGGUCCCUGGUGACCGUGCAGGGUAUGGCGGACCCUCUUCCGGGUCUCGCUGGAAUGGUGGUUCUAGGCCGGAUUUUGGGCGUUCUGGAUAUGUUUCUGGUGGUGGCUGGAGCAGCAGAAGCAAGGGUUGGGACCGUGGAAGGGAUCGUGAGGAGAACCCAUUUGAGAAUGAUGAUGGCGCAGAGCCUUCGUUUAGCGAGCAAGAGAACACAGGCAUUAACUUUGAUGCUUAUGAGGAUAUUCCGGUGGAGACAAGUGGGAAUAAUGUGCCACCACCUGUGAAUACCUUUGCAGAGAUUGAUUUGGGUGAGGAGCUGAAUCAAAACAUCAGGAGGUGCAAGUAUUUGAAACCAACUCCCGUUCAGCGACAUGCGAUACCAAUUUCUCUUGCCGGACGGGAUCUGAUGGCUUGUGCUCAGACUGGGUCGGGAAAGACAGCUGCAUUUUGCUUCCCGAUCAUAAGUGGAAUAAUGCGGGGGCAGAAUGUGCAGAGGCCUCGUGGAACACGAACUGUGUUUCCUCUUGCUCUUAUUCUCUCUCCUACAAGGGAGCUAUCUAGCCAGAUACAUGAUGAAGCUAGAAAGUUUUCGUAUCAAACCGGUGUCAGAGUGGUUGUUGCUUAUGGAGGAGCACCAAUAAAUCAACAGUUGCGAGAGCUUGAGAGAGGAGUUGAUAUUCUUGUGGCAACUCCUGGAAGAUUGGUUGACUUGCUUGAGAGAGCUAGGGUGUCGCUCCAGAUGAUCAGGUAUUUGGCACUUGAUGAGGCAGAUAGAAUGCUAGACAUGGGUUUUGAACCUCAGAUCAGAAAAAUAGUGGAGCAGAUGGACAUGCCUCCAGCAGGUGCGCGACAAACAAUGCUGUUUAGCGCUACCUUUCCUAAGGAGAUACAGAGAAUGGCAUCUGAUUUUCUUUCAGAGUACAUAUUCUUAGCUGUUGGAAGAGUGGGUUCAAGUACCGAUCUAAUUGUGCAAAGAGUUGAAUUUGUUCAUGAAGCUGACAAGAGAAGUCAUCUGAUGGACCUUCUUCAUGCACAGAAGGAAACUACAGCCCAGGGCAAGCAAGCAUUGACAUUAGUUUUUGUGGAGACAAAGAAAGGAGCUGACUCGUUGGAAUACUGGUUGACUAGUUCUGGUUUUCCUGCUACUAGUAUUCAUGGUGACAGAUCCCAACAGGAAAGAGAAUAUGCAUUGAGAUCUUUCAAGAGCGGGAAAACACCAAUUUUAGUGGCAACGGAUGUGGCAGCACGUGGUCUUGAUAUUCCCCAUGUUGCUCAUGUAAUAAACUUUGAUCUCCCCAACGACAUUGAUGAUUAUGUUCAUAGGAUUGGUCGUACAGGCCGAGCUGGGAAAACGGGACUGGCAACAGCAUUCUUUAACGAGAAUAAUUUAUCAUUGGCGAGGCCUCUCAGUGAUCUGAUGCAAGAAGCAAAUCAGGAAGUGCCUGCUUGGCUUAGUCGUUAUGCAUCAAGGGCUUAUGGUGGUGGUGGUGGUGGUGGUGGUGGUAGGAACCGCCGAUCUGGGGGAGGUCGCUUUGGAGGUCGUGAUUUUAGGAGGGACGGCUCCUACAACAGGGGCCAAGAUUACUAUGGUGGAGCAAAUGCUGGCGGAUACGGGGUUCCUGGUGGUUAUGGUGGUUACGGUAGUGGUGGUGGUUAUGGUCCGGGAGUGAGCAGUGCUUGGGAUUAGUGUCCCACAUCUGGGGUUUCUCUAAUUUUGUCUCAGAAAAUAUAUAUUUUUGUUUAAGAUUCAAUGGAAAUUUUUUUUUCUCUCUUUUCUUUUUCGGUCGACCUGUUUGUCGUUGUGAUGGUGAUUCUAAUGUGGGAAAUGCUAUAUUGAAAUUUGUGGGAAGGGCUAUAGGUUUUGGCUGAAGCAUUUGUCUGUAACCAGAAGUGUAAUAGUUUUGACCAGAUUGAUGGUGAAGAACUACUAACAAUUUUGGUUAUGGUCAAGUUUUUCGCAUGUUUGUCGUCCUUGUGAACACAAGUGCAUGUCUGGGAGACCCAUAUAUAUAUAUAUAUAUAUAUAUAUAUCUAACCCGGGCAAUCGUAGCAGAAAGCUCAGUUAGUUAGAGGUACAUGCUAUUUUUAGUCUGUAGAUGAGGCUAACUCUGUUAUAAUACAGUAUAGUUCUUGCUAUAGUGCCAAACUGCCCGGAAGCAUAAAUGUAUUCUAUCCUGGAUAAUGUACCUGAAGUUUAGUUGAAAUCA
This is a messenger RNA of Morus notabilis, 2820 nucleotides long. Its product is annotated as DEAD-box ATP-dependent RNA helicase 37. The transcript is spliced from 7 exons. The record is from RefSeq and is a predicted model, not a curated record. Gene Ontology annotation, cellular component: nucleus. Bases 459 to 2300 code for a protein of 613 amino acids. Gene Ontology annotation, molecular function: RNA helicase activity; ATP binding; RNA binding. Lineage: Eukaryota; Viridiplantae; Streptophyta; Magnoliopsida; Rosales; Moraceae.